Messenger RNA from Pungitius pungitius (ninespine stickleback), 3478 nucleotides. RefSeq names its product intermediate filament family orphan 2-like. The record is from RefSeq and is a predicted model, not a curated record. NCBI's taxonomy places the organism in Eukaryota, Metazoa, Chordata, Actinopteri, Perciformes, Gasterosteidae. The coding region runs from base 554 to 2044 and encodes 496 amino acids. The transcript has 8 exons.
AGAGAGAGAGAGAGAGAGAGGGAGGCCGGGCUCUGCGCCGCUACGUCCUGCCAUUCCCACCGAACCGCGCAGAGAGACAGGGUUUGAGCCACCGGGGCAUGACGAAGGAAGAAGGUGGACCUUCUACGUGUGACGGCUGCUCGUAUGAACCACCUCAGCAUCAGCAGCGACUGACGAAGCGAAGGGCAAAACGCGGAGAUGGGGCUGACGGGAGGUGCUGCUGGCGCUCACCGCGGUCUGCGUCAAACCUCUCGCCCCCUCGGAAGAUAAUGCCCUCGGCGUCUCCCAGAGGACUUUUUUUUAAAUCUGUACUUGCUGCAUUGGUCCAUGUCAGCGCCUCGGAGGUAAACGUUCAGUGGGGACGGUGAUGGCCCCCCCUCCUCCAGCAUCUGCAUUGUAAGGGGAAACUCGUCCUGUGGGAGUGGGCUCGUGAAGCAAUUAUGCACUAAUACAAACAACAUAUUUUCUUGUUGCAUUUGAAAAAAAAGAAAAGAAGAAUACAAAAAGCCAGACACAGCCAUAAUUGGAUUACUGGGUGUCGUCGCUUGCCAACAUGAACUCUCUGUUUUACUCCGACCGUCCGCCCGGCCCGGGCUGCAACGUCCCGGCCGGGUCGGGCGCGGUGAGCAGUGCCCUGCGCAACGACUUGGGCUCCAACAUCCACGUGCUGAAGACCCUCAACCUGCGGUUCCGCUGCUUCCUCGCCAAAGUGCACGAACUGGAGAGGAGAAACAAGCUACUGGAGAGCCAGCUGCAGCAGGCUCUGCUCCGCACGCACUACCGGCACCUGUACGCCCGCGAGGUCGCCGUGCAGACGGACGGUGACGACGCGCGAAUGCCGGGAACCAUCUGGAGUUUCACCCACGUGAGGAGACAGGGGGAGCGCCUGGAGACCCUGCGCGCACCCGGGGUGACGUGGUCGCAUCCGGACGGAGUCGGGGUCCAAAUCGACACCAUCACGCCGGAACUGAGGGCUCUGUAUAACGUGCUGGCCAAAGUCAAGCGGGAGAGGGACGAGUACAGGAAGAGAUGGGAGGAGGAGCUGUCCAAGCGAGAGCAGCUGGAGUCCAAGGUGGAAUCCAUGCAGCAGAGCGCCCAGGAGUCGACCGAGGUCCAGGACGAGCUGAGCGAGAAGGUGGACAGACUGAAGGCUGAGCUUGUGGUCUUCAAGACUCUGAUGGGGGAUCAGCAAAUGUCUGACCUGGAUACCAAGAUCCAGGAGAAAGCCCGGCGGGUGGACAUGGACAUCUGCCGGCGGAUCGACAUCACGGCCAAACUGUGCGACGUGGCUCAGCAACGCAACUCCGAGGACAUGUCGAAGAUGUUCAGCAUCGGUCCGGCCCGGUCGCUCCCAGAGAAGGGCGCCAUGGCCUGCUGCAGAAGAAAGGAGCGCAAAGCUGUGUCCGAUGAGGAGAGCUCAGAGAUGGACGCCGAGCUCAGCCCUCCGGAGGACGACGUCGCCGCUUCGCUCAACAUCACGGACGAAAUGAAACGCAUGCUCAACCAGCUACAUUGCUCAGAUAGCUCCUUUGUUGCCAGGCGCGAGACGUUUGAAAUUGACGACGACUGCGACAGUCUGACGUGGGAGGAGAACGAGGAGACUCUGCUGCUGUGGGAGGACUUCGCCAACUACAACUUGCCGUGCGCCGCCCCCCCGGCUGCCGGCGCCGCCGCCGGCCCCUCCGACGGCAGCGGGGGAGCCCCAGAUCCGGACUCCCAGGAUGGAAGUCUCGGCAGCCUCAUUGAUGAGACAGAGUCCCUCUUUAAGACCAGAGAUCAGGAGUACCAGGAGACCAUCGGGCAGAUUGAGAUGGAACUGGCCACAGCAAAGAGCGACAUGAACCGACAUCUGCACGAGUACAUGGAGAUGUGCAGCAUGAAGAGAGGCCUGGACGUGCAGAUGGAGACGUGCCGGCGGAUGAUUAAAGUCGGCAGAAACUCUCCGUCCGCCAGCUCCGUGGCCAGCAGCGACUCGGGGAACACGGACGAGAUCCAGGACGAGAUCUCGGAAAAGGAUGCGGAGGCGCCGGUCCCCGUUAGCUGAUGGCCGUUGUCCCCCCCCUCCUGCUCCUCCUCCUCCUCCUCCCCCUCCUCACAGGGGUCAAAUGUGUGGAGAGCUCCACCCUGCUAGAGAUGAGUUAUGAGGAGAAAGUUUGGGCGUGUUUGACCUGUUAAAGUUCUGAUGCUCAGGACCUGAACUGGUGCUUUAAUACUAUUUGUGUGUGUGUGUGUGUGUGUGUGUGUGUGUGUGUGUGUGUGUGUGUGUGUGAGUGUGGCGUCUUUGCUUCACACAAAGAGAAUGGGUGCAAAUAAAGUCCGAGCUGUGCUCUCUUCGUCACUGCUGCGCUGGAUCCCUUUCCAGAGCAUCGCAUCACUUUAGGGCGGAGAGAAAUGAUCUGUAAUAUUUUACACUAGCUGAGAUGUAUUUUAUACAAAUUCUUACCCUAUCAAUGUCCUUUUAUUCUAAAGGAAUUUAAAAUAGUACAUAUUGUGCUCCUCCGCAUAUAAUUAUUUUAAAAAAUGAUCAUGUGUAUUUUUACAUACCUUUAUGUUUAAUUUAAGGAAAAACGAAUGUGCGCCUGAAUUGGAACAUCAUUUUGUUUUCGUUUUGCGGUCCAAAUUAAACUGUUGGGGGUUUAAGUGUCUUCUGCCAAGGAGACAAAACAAGGAGUGAAGACAAAUGGUGUAACAGUUCUGGUGGUUUCUGAGGGAACUCCGCAGAGUUGCCAAAGCCGAAAGAGGAAAGGAGCACAGCCUUUUGAUGCAUCCGUGCACUACGGACACUCUAUGCAACUAGCUGGCCUUAUUUUUGGACUGGCUUUCAUCCUUCUUUGUUUCUCUUGGAACCAAUACGAUUAGCCUUUUCAGCAAAGCAGGUGUUUUCUAUGUAUCCUUUUGAGAACUCGUUUUAGUGUGUGUGUGUGUGUUUAAGCGUAAAGUAGUUUUAGUAUGGGACUGACUUCUAUCUUGAUUUGUUACUUUAGCAGUCAACAUUUGCCUGAUGCUACUCGCUACUGAAUGAAGUAGCACGUUGCUCUGUUUCUGAUGUACUAAACAUGGUUCUCACCUACGACACAUUAUUUUGCGCUCAUCUAAACGUGUGAUUUGAAAUUGCUUAAAAUCCUGUAUUUUUUAUGAAAGGAAUUCAAAGUGAAGUCAUUGAAUCCAACACAAUGUCCUCCCAACGUCUCAUGAAAAAAACCAAAGGACGCAUUUUUGAAAAGAUUCCCUUUUAAAACCUUCAUGGAUUGUUUUGUGUGUGGUUAUGAUGAGCCGUCACUGCAUCUGUAUUCCAGAUGUGUUGCACGUCCUGAAUCAGGGGCCUAAAGUGUCAGUAAAGUUGUACAUGGAGGGCUGCAGGCAUGUGACCGUUUACUCCCAGAGGCCUUUUACUUCAUAUUACGUCUCCUGGCAACCGAUUGAGAUGCCUGUCGUUGGGUUCGGCGAGGAAAGUGGCCGACGCGUGGGGGGGGGGGGG